This is a messenger RNA of Sclerotinia borealis F-4128, 468 nucleotides long. The record is from the annotation of a GenBank genome assembly. NCBI's taxonomy places the organism in Eukaryota, Fungi, Ascomycota, Leotiomycetes, Helotiales, Sclerotiniaceae.
AUGGCAUUCGCAUAUACUCUUCCCCUCCGAAUUGUGCAAGCAGUGUUCUCCAUCAUCGUUCUCGGUCUCACAGCAUAUGCUGCUGACUCUUGGUCAUACUGGUGGUCUCCCGACUCAGUGAACUUCCUCAUCUUCACAUCCGUCUGGACUCUCCUCGCCCUCAUCUACCUAAUCGUUUCUCCCACCCACUUCCCUACCGCAGCCCAUAAAUAUGGAAUCCUCUUCGCCGAAGCCGUGACUAUGAUUUUCUGGUUCGCCGGUUUCAUUGCUCUAGCUGUUAUGUUAAAUAAUGUUGGCUGUGGUCAUAGUCAAUGGAGUGUGUGUAAGGCGAGCAUUGCGGGGGAUGUCUUUGCUGCUUUCUUGUGGUUAUUAUUCGCAGCUACGACAAUCAUGGCCGCAUUACAUGUUUCCCGCAGCCGUGGAGAUCGCAGCGGUCAUCAUGAUCCGGCAAUGGAGGUCGCGGUCUAA